AUGGGGGUCUUUUCCUUUCUCAAACAGGUCUACCACCUCGACACCCUCGACACGCGCUUCACCUCGUCCUCGUCGGUGCCGUACAAGAGCGUCAUUGAGGCACGCGGUGACCCGGCCGCGCAGCGCGCCGACGCAGCGGCCAAGGCGCAGAGCCGCACCCAGCUCUCCAAGUGGAACACGCCCGAGUUUUACCUCUACUAUGUCGUGAUUAUCCUGGCGGUCCCAUACAUGUUCUGGAUCGCCUACAAUGUCUCAAGGCCGUCCGAUCCCCGAUAUCACAAGUUUGAAAAGUUUCUAUCUGAUGGUUGGAUCCCCGGCCGAAAGAUUGACGUGUCCGAUUCGCAAUACUCCAUGUUCCGCGAAACGCUGCCGUACAUGGCCGCGCUGCUGACCCUUCACCCGCUCCUGCGGCGGGUCUGGAACGCUGUCUGGCCCGUCAACGCCAAGAAGCCCCUCGUUUCGGCGCACAUGGAACAGCGCUUGUCCUUUGAUUACGCCUUUGCCUUUGUGUUUCUGCUUGCACUGCACGGCGUGUCGGCGCUCAAGGUCUUUGGCAUCCUGUACGCCAACUACCAGGUGGCGACCAAGCUCCCCAGGCGGUACGUGCCCGCCGCGACGUGGAUCUUCAAUAUCGGCACGCUCUUUGCCAACGAAAUUUUCAACGGCUACCCGCUGCGCAAAGCCGCGGGCCUGCUCUCGCCGCCGGUGCUAGCGGGCGUCGGCCUCAACGCGGUGGACUCGCCGCUGAUGGAAUGGGGGACAUGGCUGGACAGCUUCGGGGGCGUCGUCGCACGAUGGGAGAUUCUCUUCAACAUUACCGUGCUGCGACUGAUUAGCUUCAACUUGGACUACUACUGGAGCCGUGAUAAGAACCAAGCUGGUAUAUUCGAGAAGAAGCAGCUCGACCCCGCAAACUUGUCUGAAAAGGACAGAAUAUCGAUUCCUGCUGAUGUGAACGACUACUCGUUCCGAAAUUACGUGGCUUAUGCCAUCUAUGCGCCGCUGUACCUGACCGGCCCGAUCAUGACGUUCAACGAUUACAUUUCACAGGCCAAGUACCGGCCCUCCAGCAUUGAGAAGCCGCGGACAAUCCGCUACGGUGUGCGCUUCCUGCUGGUUCUCCUGGCCAUGGAAGUAAUACUGCACUACGACUACGUGGGAGCUAUUAGCAAGGCCAGCCCUGUCUGGAGCGAUUACACCGCCGCACAGCUUAGUCUGCUGUCGUUCUUCAACCUCCAUCUAAUAUGGCUCAAGCUUCUGCUCCCGUGGCGGCUCGCGCGCCUGUGGGCGCUGGUUGACGGCAUCGACCCCCCGGAGAACAUGACGCGCUGCGUCAGCAACAACUACAGCACGCAGCAGUUUUGGCGCGCCUGGCACCGCUCGUACAGCCGGUGGCUCGUUCGCUACCUCUUUGUGCCCCUUGGUGGCUCGUCCUUCCGCAAUUGGCGAGCCAUUGCGCGGUCGAUCAUCACGUAUAUCUGCGUCUUCACCUUUGUCGCGCUGUGGCACGACAUUCAGCUGCGGCUGCUGAUCUGGGGUUGGCUCAUUGUGCUAUUCAUGCUGCCAGAAUUUGCAGCGGCGGCGCUAUUUCCUAAGAGGAAGUGGGAGAGCCGCCCGACAGAGUACCGCAUGCUCUGCUGUUUCGGCGCCGUCUUUAAUGUGCUGAUGAUGAUUACGGCAAAUGUGGUUGGCUUUGCUGUAGGACUGGACGGCCUGGAAAGCAUCAUCAGGAGCAUCUUGCAUGACUGGUCUGGCUUCCUUUUCUUGGUGACGGCAUGCUCUGCCCUCUUCGUUGGCAUACAAGUAAUGUUUGAGAUUCGUGAAACUGAGAAGCGCCAGGGUAUAACACUGAGAUGUUGA
This is a messenger RNA of Cordyceps militaris CM01, 1860 nucleotides long. RefSeq names its product glycerol: H+ symporter (Gup1), putative. Gene Ontology annotation, biological process: GPI anchor biosynthetic process. Bases 1 to 1860 code for a protein of 619 amino acids. The transcript has 4 exons. The record is from RefSeq and is a predicted model, not a curated record. Gene Ontology annotation, cellular component: endoplasmic reticulum. Lineage: Eukaryota; Fungi; Ascomycota; Sordariomycetes; Hypocreales; Cordycipitaceae.